Danio rerio (zebrafish) is the source of this 986-nucleotide messenger RNA. RefSeq names its product tetratricopeptide repeat domain 9C (gene ttc9c). The record is from RefSeq and is marked provisional. Lineage: Eukaryota; Metazoa; Chordata; Actinopteri; Cypriniformes; Danionidae.
ACUCAUUUUUUAGCCUCCCAGCAACAUUUACUGCAUUAAACGCACUCUGAAACCAUUAUAAAGCUUUAAACGCCAUGGACGAAAAGGUUGCAGAUCCUCCUGCAGGGGAUGAUGGGUCAUCGUGUUUGGGGGCUGCCGGAGGAUCGUCUGCUUCCCGUUUGGACUCUCAGCUCCAGGAGGCCGUCCGGUUAAAGACGGAGGGCAAUGCUUUCUAUCGGGGGAGAAACGUGCGCUCUGCUAUUGGCCGCUACCAUCGAGCUCUGCUGGUCCUGCGCAGUCUGGACUCUGAGGUAAACUCUGUGAUGCAGGGCUUCGGGGCUCCGGUGCCCAAACUCAACCAGGAGCAGGACGAGCUGCUGAGGAGCACGCAGAUAGACUGCUAUAACAAUCUAGCAGCAUGUUUACUGCAGCGAGAGCUGGUGGACUACACACGUGUGCUGGAGUACAGUCUGAAGGUGCUCCACUGGAGGCCUGCUGAUACUAAAGCCCUCUACAGAGCCGGUGUAGCUUCACUAGAGCUGGGCGAUGCUCCUGCGGCGCGACAGUACCUUACACAGGCCAGCAGAGGGAAACCUAACGAUGCCGAUGUAAAGAAGCAGCUGCAGCGAGUGGAGGAAAGACUCAGCCAGGACUACCAAAAGGAGAAGGCGCUGUAUAAAGGUAUGUUCAGCAAACAAAAACAAGCCGAGGAGCAGAUAGCAGAGGAGAAGACCCGGGAACUGGUCUAAAUGGACUAAUACACGACUCAGCAGGAGUAUCCGUCAAGUACAAAGAGCUUAAAGAGCUGACAGCAUCCCAAAGGAAGUGGGAUGUUUUGCCUCGGGCUGUGGGUAAUUUGCUGCAUAUGCCAUUCACUGGUGUCACAUGACAAGACUAAAUUUGUGGCUGAAAUCUGGUGCAACGUGGCGACUUGAAAGAGAAUUUUAAUGCACUUGAAAUGCAUUGUAGUCUGGUAAUAAAUAUGAUGUCCAGCUGCUUGUUUUGCA